AUGGCGGCAAGGUCCUCUUCAAUCGUCCGUAGGGCGUUGCUCUAUGUACCCUCAUCAUCGGAAAAGAUGCUGACCAAGUCGUUGGGCCUCAAGUCCGACAACGUGACAUAUGAUCUUGAGGACUCCGUGACACCCUCAUUGAAAUCAGAGGCUCGAGGACAGCUCCGGUCUUUUCUCUCCAAGCAUAAGUCGAGGCCGUCGUCGAUAUCCGAAUUGGCCGUUCGAAUCAAUGCAGUGGAAACCAAGUUUGCUCUGGACGACUUGACGUCUUUAGGCUCACUCCCAAAUAUCGAUGCUGUCGUUGUUCCCAAGGUCAACUCCGCUGCCGAUCUGACUUACGUUACCGAUGUUUUGCGUCAUGUAGCCCCCGAACGACACACGGCGACAUCACAGAAUCCUAUCAAAAUCAUCGCCUUGAUCGAGUCUGCGCGUUCGGUUAUGAAUCUUCCGGAAAUCUGCAAGGCGUCGCCAUAUCUAAGCGGUCUCAUCUUUGCGGCCGAGGACUUUGCCCUGGACUUAUCGUUAAUAAGAACGCCAUCUCUCACCGAGUUUCUCUACGCACGCUCCGCCAUUGUAACUGCUGCCAAGGCCACCGGCUUACCUAGUGCGAUCGACCUUGUUUGCACCUCCUACAAGGGAGAUGAAGGCCUCAAACGAUUGGAAGAGGAGUCUACCGGAGGAAAGUCCAUGGGAUUCAACGGGAAGCAGUGUAUACACCCAACCCAGGUAGAACUUGUCCAGAAACUGUUUGCCCCUGGCGAAAAGGAGGUCGAGUGGGCAGUGCGUGUUGCAAUCGCAGACGAGAAAGCUAGCAAGGCGGGCCGCGGAGCCUGGACGUUGGACGGUAUGAUGAUCGACGCGCCAGUAACAGGAAAGGCGAAAUCGAUAAUUGCGAAAGCAGAAAGGUGUGAUAUUGACGUGGCCAGCCUUCGGGCGAAAUGGAAGGACCAGCAGCCUGAGUAG
Molecule: messenger RNA, 963 nt
Organism: Colletotrichum godetiae
Lineage: Eukaryota; Fungi; Ascomycota; Sordariomycetes; Glomerellales; Glomerellaceae
Product: HpcH/HpaI aldolase/citrate lyase family protein
Exons: 2
Coding region: 1-963 (320 amino acids)
Biological process (GO): oxaloacetate metabolic process
Molecular function (GO): catalytic activity; magnesium ion binding
Source: RefSeq, a predicted model, not a curated record